Molecule: messenger RNA, 739 nt
Organism: Amorphotheca resinae ATCC 22711
Lineage: Eukaryota; Fungi; Ascomycota; Leotiomycetes; Helotiales; Amorphothecaceae
Exons: 1
Coding region: 210-611 (133 amino acids)
Source: RefSeq, a predicted model, not a curated record
UAUCAGAUGGACGGACGGAUGACGUUGUGUGCGGACGGCCUGAACCCCGCCCGCCCGUUUCUCGUGCCAGUCGAGAGACAGCAUUAAUAAGGAGGGACCAUAUAUAUCACCCUAUCCAGUGCCGCCCAUUAGAAAGGAGAGGAGGGGAGAGGAGGAAGGAAGGUAAGAAGGAAAGGAGGCAAUGAGGCAAGAAAGGAAAUACAGAAUGAAUGAGACAAAGAAAGAAAGAAAGCUACAGCUGCUCUCUCUCCCUCCCCCCCUUUCUCCCGGUAAGCAGCGCAGUGCAGCGCCUCUCUUCCUUCAGAAUAACAGUAACAGAUAGAAAACAAAGUAGACAAGGUAAACAAGGUAAAUUGCAGAUCUGUCUGCGCCGUAACAAUACAGUAAUUCCUAACGUCCUCUCUCCCAAUUACACCUUACCUGACUGCUCCCUGCCGAUUAUCGCCCCUCCUCCUCUUAUCCGUCUCCCGCCUUGCUGCCCCUCCCUCCAUCCCUCCAUCCCUCCAUCCCCCCGUACCCCGCCGCUCGCCCGUGUGACGCCCCGCUGCCGAGCUACAGACCGGAGCUGGAGGGCUGGAACAGGUCCCCUCGUAUCCUCAUCUACGGAGUAAAGAAACACAUGUCUCAGGCUUGCUUGGCGUGCGCAUUAGCCUCUCUUGAGCCGUCUACGAGAUGCACAGGAAGAGGCUUUGGGACUCUUUGAAAGAAAGAGAUGUGACGGAUGCAUGAGCUGAGGAUA